This is a messenger RNA of Heterobasidion irregulare TC 32-1, 1119 nucleotides long. RefSeq lists its product as uncharacterized. The record is from RefSeq and is a predicted model, not a curated record. Lineage: Eukaryota; Fungi; Basidiomycota; Agaricomycetes; Russulales; Bondarzewiaceae. The coding region runs from base 1 to 1119 and encodes 372 amino acids. The transcript is spliced from 10 exons. Gene Ontology annotation, molecular function: O-methyltransferase activity.
AUGUCCUCCACUUUGUUUCAGCUCUCGAAACUCAUCGCCGACUCCGUCGCUAUCAUCAACACCAGCUGCAGCGCUAGAGGUGUAGAGCUUCCUGACUUGAACUCGCCUCUUUCGCCCCCGUCUGAGGCAUUUCGCUUUGACCCUGCUGUUGUGGAAGCCAUAAAAGUUGCAACGGCUGCCGCUUAUCAGCUUGCAGCAGUUCUAGAGCCUCCUCCUAUUUCUAUGGCGCACAGUGUCGGUGGACACUUCAAGGCGGCCAGUAUACGAGUAUUGAUGGAAACAAACACGGUCGAGAUAUUGAGAGAAGCUGGUCCCAAGGGCCUCCAUGUCGAUGAGAUAGCCAAGCUCAAUCAACUGGAUCCUAAUAAAAUGGCUCGACUUCUUCGUUUCCUCUCGACUUUCCACAUGUUCAGGGAAGUUGAACCGGACAUUUUCGCUAACAAUCGUAUCUCCUCCGUUCUGGACACUGGGAAAUCAGGCGUAACCGCAAUGCAGCCUGCGGAUGCUAUUCUCAACGGUUAUGAUUGGAGGUCUUUGUCUGCCGACGACCUUGUAGUCGAUGUUGGCGCGGGAGCCGGAUCCGCAUCCCUUGUACUCGCUAGGGCAUGUCCCGAUGUCAACAUCAUCUUGCAAGACAGAGCGGCAGCCAUAGAGCAAGGACAAGAGAUCUGGAAGAAAGAACUUCCCGACGCCGUUCAGUCUGGCAGAGUCAAAUUUCAAGUAUACGAUUUUUUCACUACACAACCUGCGAAAAACGCAAGUAUCUUCCUCUUGAAACAAGUGCUGCACGACUGGUCCGACUUGUGUGCUGCAAAUAUUCUUACACAACUUCGCGCUGCCGCAGCGCCGACCACGAAACUGAUCAUUGUGGAGAGCGUUGUGGCUUAUGCCUGCCACGAUCCCAACUUGGAGAGUAUUCCGGGUGCCGCACCGCGCGAGGCGCCCUCCCUCUGCUUCCAAACUAUGUACAAUGGCGAUCCGACCAUGCUUUUCGCAACGAACUCCCAGGAGCGUACGGCCGGGCAUUUCAUGACGCUUCUCCAGGGGGCAGGAUGGAAGGUCGUCAAGAUUCAUCGCAGUGAUGGCACGUCGGCGUUCUUGCAACAGAUUGAAAGAUAG